This is a messenger RNA of Drosophila virilis, 827 nucleotides long. RefSeq names its product Ejaculatory bulb protein (gene Ebp). NCBI's taxonomy places the organism in Eukaryota, Metazoa, Arthropoda, Insecta, Diptera, Drosophilidae. The record is from RefSeq and is a predicted model, not a curated record.
UAUAUAAACUGCAGUUGUCGCAAUGGCGUGACAGUUUUCCAGGUAUUUUCUAAGUUUAAGGUAUAGACUUUGUCAUGUCACGUUUGGUUAUACUUUUUCUGUCCCUGGCUUUGUUGUGUGGCAGCUCUGAGGCAGAUCUGAGCGAAUUCCUGGAUGAGGCCGAAAAAUCUUUGCAUACUUUUCGAUCAUUUGCGGCGAUACCCAUAAAAUUAAUUAAUUCAAUUCUGGGCACGUCGUCCGAUAAGAAAGAUCCCCCACAUGUAUCUGGUAAACGAGUCACCGCUGAGGUGGGAGAUGGCAGCGAUCUGAUUACGAUUAUAAAGAGUCCCCAAUCGCCUCUGGGCGUUUCACAUGUCCGAAGACCCUAUCCGGCAUAUGUUGGCGAGGAUUCGCUAGUCUUUUUUCACAAUCAAAGGCCACAAGCACGCGGAGGAUUUGGCCCGGACAACAGAGACAAGCCGCCUUCUGGAGUGAAGCAAGCACAAAUACCAGGCGGUAUCUCUCCGGAGAGAACUAACAACGGAGUCGGAGUACCUGAUGGACUACAAGGCAAUCCGAAUGGCGGCGGCUUAAAUGGUGAAAGCAAUGAACAACAAACUGGUGGUUCAGUUGGCGGUUUGGAUAACGGAUUCACAGGCGGAUUGGCUAAUGGGUUGAAUAGACCUCAGGUUGGGUGGCCGAUGGGUUAGCGCCUUGAUUGACAGAAAGAUGGAUGGACUGCAGAGGAACAGACGCUAAUUUGUUUGAAAAUGUGAAAUGCUGAUAAAUGUCGAAUUGUAUUCCUUAAAAGAUAUGAAUUAUUAUAUGAUUUCAAAACAAUUAAUUAA